Molecule: messenger RNA, 1053 nt
Organism: Geosmithia morbida
Lineage: Eukaryota; Fungi; Ascomycota; Sordariomycetes; Hypocreales; Bionectriaceae
Product: FBOX protein
Exons: 2
Coding region: 1-1053 (350 amino acids)
Molecular function (GO): protein binding
Source: RefSeq, a predicted model, not a curated record
AUGGACUGUCUCGCCAAGGACAACCCUGCUGCCACCUCAUACGAGGACCAGCGCAUCGCGCAUCAACAAGGGCCUUUCCUAGUAUCCGACAGUGACAGCCGUAGCCCCUCACCACCAUCUUCUCCUACUCGGAGGCAACAACCACAGCAUUCCACCAAGUCCCCACUAUAUCAUCCUAGUAUAGGCAUCGGACAUGAUGGGCAUGAUGACGACGACAACGACCAUGACAACAAUAGCAGCACCAGCAGCAACAGCGGGUUCAUGCCAUCCAUGAUCCCCUUGAACUCCCGUCACACCAGUGGUGGCCUGGCCGCAUAUGCGGUCACUGAUGCCCGAACCGCCGCUUCAAUCGGAGAUGAUGAGGCGGUCGGAAGCAACGAUGACGCUGCAGCUUUCCUCUCACUCUCACUCUCACGCCGACCGUCCAGCACGAUGAUGAACACUCAUCGAGGAGAUCCGCCUGCCCUGGAUGCUCUUCCCAAUGAGAUACUGUUUCACAUAUUACGCUUCCUCGACGUGAAUGAUGUACUAUCAACUUCCAGGACUAGUCAGCAUCUCCGGAUCGUCUCCCUUGCCCCCCUCCUCCACAUAUAUCGUCUUCGCCGUGUGCGCGAGGUGCUCCCCCCUCUUCUCUGGAGUCCUGAGCGCCCCAGUCUCGGCAACCUCAUAUCGAGGUCCAUUUUUAUGACGAAUACGUCUGUCGUCUCACGACAGCUGGCCCGCUCUCUCGUCUCCAUCCGCCUGUCGCGCCGCUUGGCAGCCCGUCCUUCGGCCGAAGCCCUCGUCGAGCGAGCUGUUCUGCCCAAGGAGUGCGUUCCUGGCAUGGCCCCCGUGCAUGUCUCCCCAUCUAUACUGCAGCGUGGGAGGACCAUUGAGCGUGAGCGCAUCAAAGACGGCCUGCGGCGCUGGGUAGAGGCCAAGUGGCGUAACGAAGUCCAGGAGCGCGAGAAGCGCCAGAGGAGGUGGGAGGAGAGUCGUGGCAUCGGCAGGGUGUGGCGGCUCAGACGCUUCUGGGAGAGGAUUAGCAGGGGAGAGGACCUAGCCGUGAGGUAG